Messenger RNA from Pteropus alecto (black flying fox), 6568 nucleotides. RefSeq names its product ATP/GTP binding protein like 5 (gene AGBL5). Gene Ontology annotation, molecular function: zinc ion binding; metallocarboxypeptidase activity. The transcript is spliced from 12 exons. The record is from RefSeq and is a predicted model, not a curated record. Bases 201 to 2468 code for a protein of 755 amino acids. NCBI's taxonomy places the organism in Eukaryota, Metazoa, Chordata, Mammalia, Chiroptera, Pteropodidae. Gene Ontology annotation, biological process: protein deglutamylation; proteolysis.
AUAGGCGAGAGACUUCUUGUUUCCUGGCAGAGCGGGGUCCCGGCACCGCGGCGCUCGGGUUUUGUUUGGGUCCUGGGUGGCGGGCCCAGGUGCCGGGGCCCGAGGUGGCGCCUCGCUAGCGGGAGAGGGAGCGGGAUCACCGGCCCGGAGAGAGCUCUCAGGGCCAAAGUGGGGCAGGAGGAUGCUUUCCCAGCCCCACCAUGGAACUGCGCUGUGGGGGAUUGCUGUUCAGUUCUCGCUUUGAUUCAGGGAACCUAGCCCACGUGGAGAAAGUGGAAUCUGUGUCUAGUGAUGGGGAAGGAGCAGCAGGUGGGGCAUCAGCCCCCACCAACAGCACUGCCUCUUCCCCUGACUACGAGUUCAAUGUGUGGACCCGACCAGACUGUGCUGAAACAGAAUUUGAGAAUGGGAACAGGUCAUGGUUCUACUUCAGUGUCCGGGGAGGAUCUCCAGGAAAACUCAUCAAGAUCAAUAUUAUGAACAUGAACAAGCAAAGUAAGCUGUAUUCCCAGGGCAUGGCCCCCUUUGUGCGUACACUGCCUACCCGGCCACGCUGGGAACGCAUUAGAGAUCGGCCCACCUUUGAGAUGACAGAGACGCAGUUUGUGUUAUCCUUUGUUCACCGUUUUGUGGAGGGCCGUGGGGCCACCACCUUCUUCGCCUUCUGCUACCCCUUCUCCUACAGUGACUGCCAGGAUUUGCUAAACCAGCUAGACCAGCGCUUUCUGGAGAACUACCCUACCCAUAGCAGCCCCCUGGAUACCAUCUAUUACCACCGGGAGAUCCUUUGCUAUUCUUUGGAUGGACUUCGUGUAGAUCUGCUAACGAUCAGUUCCUGCCAUGGGCUUCGAGAAGAUCGAGAGCCCCGUCUAGAGCAGCUAUUUCCUGAUAUCGGUACCCCUCGACCAUUCUGUUUCACAGGCAAGAAGAUAUUCUUCUUAAGCAGUAGGGUACACCCUGGGGAGACUCCAUCUAGCUUUGUCUUCAAUGGCUUUUUGGACUUCAUCCUUCGACCUGAUGAUCCCCGGGCCCAAACCCUGCGUCGCCUCUUUGUCUUUAAGCUGAUUCCCAUGUUGAACCCUGAUGGUGUGGUCCGGGGCCACUAUCGCACAGACUCACGUGGAGUGAAUCUGAACCGUCAGUACCUGAAGCCUGAUGCGGUCCUGCACCCGGCCAUCUACGGGGCGAAAGCUGUGCUUCUCUACCACCACGUGCACUCCCGUCUGAACUCCCAGAGCCCCUCUGAGCACCAGCACAGUCCUCAUCUCUCUCCUGAUGUUUCCCUUUCUGACCUUGAGAAAGCCAACAAUCUCCAUAACGAAGCUCACCUCGGGCACUCAUCUAACAGGGAGAACCCUGAGACCUGGACACAGACUGAACCAGCAGAACAGAAGCCCAGCGGUGUGUGGAUUGCGCCACAACAGUCCGCCGAGGCUGAGCAGCCAGCCCCCGACACCAUCCCCCCCAAAGAGAGUGGUGUCGCUUACUAUGUGGACCUGCACGGACAUGCCUCCAAGAGGGGCUGCUUCAUGUAUGGAAACAGCUUUAGUGAUGAGAACACCCAGGUAGAAAAUAUGCUGUAUCCAAAGCUCAUCUCCUUGAACUCAGCCCACUUCGACUUCCAGGGCUGCAAUUUCUCAGAGAAAAACAUGUAUGCCCGAGACCGCAGAGAUGGCCAGUCUAAGGAGGGAAGCGGCCGGGUUGCAAUCUACAAAGCCUCAGGGAUAAUCCACAGUUACACACUUGAAUGCAACUACAACACUGGACGCUCAGUAAACAGCAUCCCUGCUGCCUGCCAUGACAACGGGCGUGCCAGCCCUCCUCCCCCACCGGCUUUCCCCUCCAGAUACACUGUGGAACUGUUUGAGCAGGUGGGACGAGCUAUGGCCAUUGCAGCUCUGGACAUGGCAGAAUGCAAUCCAUGGCCCAGAAUCGUGUUGUCAGAGCACAGCAGCCUCACAAACCUCCGGGCCUGGAUGCUAAAACAUGUGCGUAGCAGCCGAGGCCUGAGCAGCACUGUGAACGUGGGUGUCAACAAGAAGAAAGGCUCUCGAACUCCACCCAAAAGUAACAAUGGCUUACCUGUUUCCUGCUCUGAAAAUACCUUGAGCCGCACACGAAGUUUUAGCACUGGCACAAGUGCUGGCGGUAGCAGCAGCAGCCAACAAAAUUCUCCACAGAUGAAGAACUCCCCCAGCUUUCCUUUUCAUGGCAGUCGGCCUGCAGGGCUGCCAGGCCUGGGCUCUAGCACCCAAAAGGUCAGCCACCGGGUGCUGGGCCCCGUGAGAGGAUGGGAGACAGGAUGGGAGACUGGUGCGACAGGGACCUGUGAUGCAGAUGGUGUGUGGACUUGGCAUCUUCAAUCCUUGGAACUACUUCUCUAUUUGUCCAGUGUGAUCUAUCUAUGCUGCAGCUUUGUGACAUUUCCUUUCCCACACAUCUGGCUUUUUGGCCCCGGCCGUAUCUAGACACACUUGGUCUUCUCAGACAGGAACAUGACACCCAUUCCUCUAAGCUCUUACUAUAAAGCAGCUAUACUUUCCAAACCCAAAACUGGGACUGUGAUUUAACAAACGAUUUUUGUGACCUGUGAACUUAUAUUUAUAAUAAAAAUUUCCACUAAUGUAUAAAAAUUAUAUUAUUUAACUAUGUAAUUAGUGAGUAUCCUUUAUUGGCUAGAACAAAACAUGAGACUGGACUAUCCAGAAAAUUUCAGGAAAGAUCUAGGCAGCUCAGUCAUAAACUUAAGGCAGAUGUUCAGGGACCUAGUCUGAAAGGUUCUGUUCUCAGAGGCUGGAAAAUGACAUUUUAAAAGGUUAACAAGUAGCCAACUUGGGGUGAAGAGGAAUGUUCCUGGGAUAGGGGGCUAGCCUUGACUUCCAGUGUCCCCUGACCAUAGUGCCAGGAUCUUCUUUUCCUCCUUCUCCCAUGCUGCAAAACAUCACCUUCCCAGACCUGUGGUCAAGUUCUUGUCCACUGGCUCAGAAGUGCAGACAGCAAUAUCAGGAGCCGUGGAGGAGGAGGGAGAGGUCACUUGGGAAUAGCUAAUACAAUGAUGGAGUGAGGGAGGUCUAAAGUCUGCGAGAUAGCUGUGCAAAAGCAGAUGCAAACAGCUCAGAGGGCCUGCUAGGAAGAGGGUGGAGUGGUAAACCAGCUCCUAUUGGUUAUGUAUUGAUGGAAACAGGGCAAGGACUAGGGGGAGGUCAGUGAGGUGCCCACGACACACAAUUUAAAAAGCACUUGAUCUCAAGGCCAGGAAAGGGCCUCCCUAUAUUGUACACCCUAUAUGCCUCUCGCUUCAUCCUAGUCCUGGCCCUGGAUUCAGGCAACAGUCUCACUCAAUAACAAACAUACCCUGGCCCUCCAGCCUACCGAGCAGGAUACUGGGGUAAAAGACAAAGGACUUAAGUGUAACGUCUUCAGCUGUUGUCCUGUCUCCGCCACUCUCAUCUCUCCCAGCUCUGGCAGUUAAACCUGGGGUUUACUAGAACCCCUCCUUGGCCUAUACGAUGCCUUGGCUCAGCUAACAGGCAGCUUUGGGUAGAGGAGCUCAUCCAGUGGUAACUGGAGGUUCCUUUGAGAAGGGAGUCAAAGGACACAGCGAGCGUGCCUCCAGCACCAUCGCCACUUUUACUUUUUCCACUGCAAACAAGUUUCAUGUUAAAUAUCAGGUUAAAACUUAUUUGAUGGCAGGAAAUGUCUCCUAACACAUCUACUUAUUCCCUUAUCACCUAGCACUGUACCUAGCACUGUGCCUAGCCUAGCACUUACUAAAUGAUCAGCGAAUACUCGCUAAACAAAUAAAAGGCAGGAAGUUGGGAGCUGCAUGAAUAUGUGUGUAACUUUGCUAUCCCUCAGAGGGCAUAAAUCAGGUUUGUGAUCAUCCCAGGGAUUAAAUAAAUCUGAGGUGCCACAUGUAGAGACAGUUCCAAAGACAUUUCGGAGGGAUGAUGCAGGACUUAGGAGCAAGUCACAUAACUGCUGUAAAUUGUGAGGCCUUAGAAUAUCCAUUCUAAUUCAUACAAUAGUGAGGUCAGUUUGGCUUUUCCUUUCAGACUUUUGCCCCAGGACUAUCCUGCCACUCCCAAAAUGGAACCUAUAGCUGAUUACCAUCAUCUCACCACCUCUAGUAGCUGAUCACAUAUCACCCUUGCACUCAGCCUUAAGCUGCUAUUUCUAUAGCUCAGAACCAAGAAAUAAGAGAGUUGGAGCCCCUCCAAUUUUUGUCUUAAUGGGGACCGCGCAGGCCUGGAUUACACUGAGUGCCAAAAGCCACGACAUGAGAAACGGCUAUGUGCUCACGUUGUCAAGUUUAUAGGCAGACCUGGACAGAUCUUAAGAUAGUCUUUUAAGUGCUGGUUGAAGUGCUGUCUUUAAAAGCCUUACACUUUUCAGACCAGGCGUGCCCGCUAAACCACACCUUGUCUUCUAUCCUGAAACUCUUUAGGGGCAGGAUUCCUGAGUUGUAGCCUUUGUAUCUUUCCCAUGACCCGUACUUUCCACACUGACCUUUUAACACCAUUUGCCUGUUUUGCUUCUUACUUUGAGUGUCAUGCAGUUUCUUUCUAGAACCUGUAAAUGUCCCAAAGGCCUUCACCCAUUUUCUUGCUUGCUCUCUCUCAUCCUUUAUUGGGUUGGGUGAGGCUUCAUCCCUUAAUGUCAUUUCAGCAUGCUUCUGUGUAUGAAGAUUUCUCAGACCAUCUAGAAACUUGCUAUUUCCUCCUCUAUCAAGUUCAUUAUUUCUGUGUACUGUGCACUGCCACUUGGACAUCAUAGUGACAUCCCUGUUUUAACCAAAGAAAUACCCAGGUGUGGGCUCCACAGUAUCUCUUAAGUCAUUGGUGAUAGGUAAUGUUUCAGGUUAUUUGACUAUGGCCUUGAAUCUGACUUCUGUUGUCUUGGCAUCGCUGUCCCAACUCUUGCUAGCCCCAUAAAGUCUGGUUGUUUUUCUCUUGGCUGUGGUCUUCAGACUCUUAAUUGGUACCCAGCAUCUCAGCAAACUCCUCAAAGGUGGAGUAGUGUCCAUCUUGACAUCUCUUCCUUUUCUUCUAGACUUUAUUCAUGUAAGUAUCAAUUUUUUAAAAUUUGGUUUGGGCCCUUCCAGAAAUAACCCUGUUAUUGCCUGCUGCUUCUCAGUAUAGCUAGACAGGAUGAAGUUGUCGCCUAUUUCCUAAGUUGGAGGCUUUUCACAUCUAACAUGUGUUGCUUUGUUAGGUGUCAGCUGGCAUCCUGGAAACCCCAUCAAAUUCAGCUGCAUGGAGGUUAAUAGCUCAUUCAGUUUGAGAGCAUUUAGCACCUGCUGUCCUUCUGUGGCGAGGAAGCAUAUGCCAAACCUGAGAGCCUGCCUACCCCACCCAGCAACCAUUUAUGCCAGUGGGCUCUCACCUUUUAGAACUUCUAACAGUAAGACUCUAAGCACAAUGAAUGGACUAGAGAGCUGCCCCAUAGGGUAUAAUGAUAUGCCCUUAGAGUUACUGAGCCAGUUCAUGGUCUGCAGUGGGUGUCCGCUAUUCAGGUAAACAAAAUGCUUAUUAAGUUCUCUGUUUUCCAGGCAGUAUUUUAUAGGCACUGGUAUAUAGUAUUAGAGAAGGUCCUUACCCUCAAGAGACUCAAGUUCUAAUCAGAAUAAUGGCAACAUUUAUUGAGUACUUACUAUGUACUAGACAUUAUUUUAAGUCUUUUAUACAGGUACUAACUUAUUUAAUUAAGGAAACGGAAACCAUAAACAAUUACUAGCCAAGUGAACAAAGGACAAUGAAGCCAGAACAAUGAAUUCUACCUGUAAUGGUCAAGGAGGCUUCAUAUAGGUGACAUUUUGAGACGGGACAUAUAAGAUAUCCAAGGUUUCACUAAAAAAUAGACACUGCAGAGGAACUACACAGCUAGUAGCCAUGGGAGUUGUAGCACAGGGUGUGAAGAAUCAAGUCAGCAUCCUGCCGAGGACGUGUAGACUGGAACCCCAGCAGACAGGGCUUUGAAUGCCAUGUGAAAGGUUUAGACGCUAUCCUUUAGAACACCUUCAGUGUCUCCCCCUUGCCUGAGCCAGAAUGAUUUUUCAUCAGGUCUAUAUUUUAGAAUAACAAUUUCUGGCACCUGUGUAAAGGAUGGAUUGUAAAGAGAGACCAGAGGGGAUUUUUUUCCUUUUUAAAAGCCUGAAUGAGCGAUAAUGACCUGUAUCUGGACACUGACAAUGGGAAGGGAAAAUAAAGGAGGAAUUCAAGUGAAGGCAGAGGUAGAAGUGUCCAGAUUUGGUUAAACACAAAUCUAAAUGUGAGCAAAGAAUUGAAAGAUCAAACAAGGUUUCUAGCAGAUUCUUUACCAAUAUAGGGGGGACAAAAGGAAAUGUGGUAGAAAAUGAAUUUUGUUUGGGUCAUAAGACUGCCAGGUAGAAGUGUCCAGUGGACAAUUAGAACUGCAGUUCAGAAGGGGCCAGAAAGAGAUUUGGAAGUUUAAAGUGUGUUGAGCAGGAGAGGACCAAGGACAGAAUGGUGGGUGUACACUGACAUUUAAGAGGCAGGAAGAGUAGUUGAAGAGCAGUUAGAGUUAAAAGGAGAACCUAGGAAAGCUG